Molecule: messenger RNA, 294 nt
Organism: Penicillium nucicola
Lineage: Eukaryota; Fungi; Ascomycota; Eurotiomycetes; Eurotiales; Aspergillaceae
Exons: 2
Coding region: 1-294 (97 amino acids)
Source: RefSeq, a predicted model, not a curated record
AUGAAGAAGCACCGUAUCGAAUAUUCAAAGCGAGGCAGGUUCCAGGAAAAGUACUAUAUCGACCGGAUCGGAUUUUUUGACUCUCGAUCGUCAAGACCCAAUCGUUCUAGACUCGUUCUGCAUAUACUCGUAAUUGGCAAGUAUAUCGGCGUCAAUGUGCCAAAGCAAGAAGCUGGAGACUUGGGACACCAGAAGACUUUAAUUCAAUUCCACGGAUCCAAAAUUCAAGAAAAUCAGGGAUUUUCAGAUGACCCAUACAGCCUGGAAAUACUGUGGCACUCAGAAUUCAUUUAA